This is a messenger RNA of Aspergillus luchuensis, 1206 nucleotides long. RefSeq names its product Ketol-acid reductoisomerase (gene ILV5). NCBI's taxonomy places the organism in Eukaryota, Fungi, Ascomycota, Eurotiomycetes, Eurotiales, Aspergillaceae. Bases 1 to 1206 code for a protein of 401 amino acids. The record is from RefSeq and is a predicted model, not a curated record. Gene Ontology annotation, molecular function: ketol-acid reductoisomerase activity. Gene Ontology annotation, cellular component: mitochondrion. The transcript has 2 exons. Gene Ontology annotation, biological process: L-valine biosynthetic process.
AUGGCCUCCCGUGGACUUCCCCGUGCCCUCCGCCUGGCCCGCGUCUCGGCCCCCCGGUCCGUCGUGACUGCUGCUCUCCCCCGUCCCUCCCUGGCCAAGGCUGCCUCCGCCGCUCUCCCCCGUGUGACCGCCACCCCCGUCGUCCCCUCCCGCGGUGUUAAGACCAUCACCUUCGCCGAUGACAAGGAGACCGUCUACGAGCGUGAGGACUGGCCCCGUGAGAAGCUCCAGGAGUACUUCAAGAACGACACCCUUGCCCUGAUCGGCUACGGCUCCCAGGGUCACGGUCAGGGUCUCAACCUCCGUGACCAGGGUCUGAACGUCAUUGUUGGUGUCCGUAAGGAUGGUGCUUCCUGGAAGGAGGCCAUCCAGGACGGCUGGGUUCCCGGCAAGAACCUGUUCGAUGUCACCGAGGCUGUCCAGAAGGGUACCAUCAUCAUGAACCUGCUCUCCGACGCCGCUCAGUCCGAGACCUGGCCCACCCUGAAGCCCCUCAUCACCAAGGGCAAGACUCUCUACUUCUCCCACGGUUUCUCCCCCGUCUUCAAGGACCUCACCAAGGUCGAUGUUCCCUCCGACGUCGACGUCAUCCUCGUCGCCCCCAAGGGUUCCGGCCGUACCGUCCGUACCCUUUUCCGUGAGGGCCGUGGUAUCAACUCCUCCGUCGCCGUCUUCCAGGACGUCACCGGCCAGGCCAAGGAGCGCGCCAUUGCCAUGGGUGUCGCCGUCGGUUCCGGCUACCUCUACGAGACCACCUUCGAGAAGGAGGUCUACUCCGACCUCUACGGUGAGCGUGGUUGCCUCAUGGGUGGUAUCCACGGUAUGUUCCUCGCUCAGUACGAGGUCCUCCGUGAGCGUGGCCACUCCCCCUCCGAGGCUUUCAACGAGACCGUCGAGGAGGCUACCCAGUCCCUCUACCCUCUCAUCGGUGCCAACGGCAUGGACUGGAUGUACGCCGCUUGCUCCACCACCGCCCGUCGUGGUGCCCUCGACUGGUCCAACCGCUUCAAGGACAACCUGAAGCCCCUCUUCAACGAGCUCUACGACAGCGUCCGUGAUGGCACCGAGACCAAGCGCUCGCUCGAGUACAACUCCCAGAAGGACUACCGCGAGAAGUACGAGAAGGAGAUGCAGGACAUCCGUGAUCUCGAAAUCUGGCGCGCCGGCAAGGCCGUUCGCUCCCUCCGCCCCGAGAACCAGAAGUAA